This is a messenger RNA of Acanthosepion pharaonis, 618 nucleotides long. NCBI's taxonomy places the organism in Eukaryota, Metazoa, Mollusca, Cephalopoda, Sepiida, Sepiidae. The record is from the annotation of a GenBank genome assembly.
AUGCAAUCUUUCUUUCUUUCUUUCUUUCUUUCUUUCUUUCUUUUUUCUAUCUAUGACCAUUGUUUCUUUUUAUCAAUCUGUAUAUUUAUGCCUAUACUUAAUUCUUUCGUUUCUUUCUUUCGUUUCUUUCUUUCUUUCUUUCUUUCUUUCUUUCUUUCUUAUCUCUAUCUAUCUAUCUAUCUAUCUAUCUAUCUAUCUAUCUAUCUAUCUAUCUAUCUAUCUAUGACCAUUGCUUCUAUCUAUCAUCUGUUCAUAUCUAUCUAUCUAUCUAUCUAUCUAUCUAUCUAUCUAUCUAUUUAUGACCAUUGUUUCUUUCUAUCAUCCGUUCAUAUCUAUCUAUCUAUCUAUCUAUCUAUCUAUCUAUCUAUCUAUAACCAUUGUUUCUUUCUAUCAGUCUGUAUAUUUAUGCCUGUUCUUUCUUUCUUUCUUUCUUUCUUUCUCAGUCUGUUCAUAUCUAUCUAUCUAUCUAUCUAUCUAUCUAUCUAUCUAUCUAUGACCAUUGUUUCUUUCUAUCAGUCUGUAUAUUUAUGCCUAUUCUUUCUUUCUUUCUUUCUCAGUCCGUUCAUAUCUAUCUAUCUAUCUAUCUAUCUAUCUAUCUAUCUAUCUAUCUAUCUAUGA